AUGUCCGAAGGCCUUUCCACCUCCUCCCAAUUCCCUCUGGCAGGCUUCAACUCAGCGACUACAAAGCCCGAGAGCGCCGCAACGAGCGAUUCGACGACGACGACGACAACGACUGCGGCAGCUGGCCGUGACGUAACUGCGCUGGACUCUUCUCGAUAUGCCGGCCACCACUCGAUAGUCUCGUCCGAAAGCCACACUGCAGGGGGGCUUGCGAAGCCUGCGCAUACCAUGCACGGCGAAGAUGUCGAGGUUGAGGGCCGGCCGCCGUAUAUCCAUGCUAUGAUUGCGGGAGGUAUUGGAGGUUCAACCGGCGACAUGCUGAUGCAUUCGCUGGAUACCGUCAAGACGCGACAGCAGGGAGAUCCGCAUUUUCCUCCGAAGUACACAUCCUUGGGGCGAUCAUACCACACCAUAUGGCGACAGGAGGGCAUCGCGAGAGGCUUAUACGGAGGCUGGAUUCCAGCGCUAGGCGGGUCAUUCCCAGGCACAUUGAUGUUCUUCGGGACGUACGAAUGGAGCAAGCGGUUUUUGAUAGAUCACGGGCUUCAGCACCAUCUCGCCUAUCUCUCAGCAGGCUUCCUGGGCGACCUCGCAGCUUCCAUUGUCUACGUGCCAUCCGAAGUUCUCAAAACCCGACUGCAGCUUCAAGGACGCUAUAACAACCCCCAUUUCGUCUCCGGAUACAACUACCGCAGCACCCUCGACGCCGCGCGCACAAUCGUCCGAUCAGAAGGUGCCUCUGCGCUUUUCCACGGCUACAAAGCAACCCUAUAUCGAGACCUACCCUUCUCUGCGCUGCAAUUCAUGUUCUGGGAGCAGUUCCAGGCAUGGUCCAGAGUAUACAAGCAAAGCCGCGACAUCGGCGCGCCCCUAGAGCUCUUAACCGGCGCCGCGGCGGGUGGUCUUGCGGGCGUCAUCACAUGUCCUCUGGAUGUCGUCAAGACCCGUCUACAAACACAGGUCAACAAUCCAUCCGAGCCCGAUUCUUCACACCACGAAUCCUCACAUCGACCGAAAGACCCCAACCCUCAGAAACGAUCAAUAUCAACAUCGUCACCAAGCACGCAUAGACCUAGACCGGGUGCCAUUGCCUUGAAUACAUCAUCAGUCUUCGCCGGACUGAGGGUCAUCUACCACACCGAAGGUCUAGGCGGCUGGUUCCGUGGCGUUGGGCCCCGAGGCGUUUGGACCUUUAUCCAGAGCGGCUGCAUGCUCUUCUUGUAUCAGCGACUGCUUCACAAGCUAGAGGUUUGGAUGCCUCUAGAAGACUCUAAAGUUGAAACUGCAUUGUAA
Trichoderma gamsii is the source of this 1293-nucleotide messenger RNA. RefSeq lists its product as hypothetical. Gene Ontology annotation, molecular function: magnesium ion transmembrane transporter activity. NCBI's taxonomy places the organism in Eukaryota, Fungi, Ascomycota, Sordariomycetes, Hypocreales, Hypocreaceae. Gene Ontology annotation, biological process: magnesium ion export from mitochondrion. Bases 1 to 1293 code for a protein of 430 amino acids. The record is from RefSeq and is a predicted model, not a curated record. The transcript is spliced from 3 exons.